AUGCACAUAUCCUCGCCUACGUUAAGAAGACUGCGGGAUAGCCUAUCAAAUCGGCAAAGAAAGAUAACCCCAGAACCUCUCUUAAGCCGACAUUAUUCCCAACCUCCUCUGUCUAACAUCGUCGGUAACUCCCAAGACUUUUCCCGAUAUACUAGUGGACGAUGGCUCUGGAACGAAAAGCAGCAGCUUCAAGAGAGAUACCGAGAAUUUAACAUUCUUGAGCUGCAGAAAGUUGCCAUUCAAGCUUCAUCUUCUGAGCGCUGUCUCAGUAUGGCAAAGAUAGGGGAACGAUCGUGCAAUAAAUCAUUCAAGCUCAUCAUGGACACUGGGAAAACGGUUAUCGCUCGGAUACCGAAUCCGAAUGCUGGACCAACAAUUUUGACGACGGCGUCUGAGGUUGCUACGAUGGACCUUGUGAUUCCCGAAGUGCUUGCGUGGAAUUCGGCUGUCAAUUCUACAAAUCGUGUAGGAGCUGAGUAUAUUGUCAUGGAGAAUGCUACGGGUGGCAAUCUUGCAGAUGUUUGGGCGGACAUGGAUCUUGAGCAUAAGGUUCAGACAAUGAAGGAUAUAGUAAAAUUUCAGCAAAAGUUGCUAUCAUUGAGAUUUUCUGUAUAUGGCUGUCUUUAUAAUCAGAAAGACGCACCUCCUGGGUCUCAACCUGCAAUAGUAGAAGGAGACAACUACCCACUAGAAGUCAGGCAGAAGAUCGCUGAAAGGUUUUCCAUCGGCCCGGUUGCCGAUACAGCCUUCUGGAGCAAUGAGCGUGGGAGUAUGAAUAUUGAUCGUGGACCAUGGACUUCUGCAAUCGACUACAUACGUGCUCUCGCCAAUCAAGAAAUAUCCUGGAUCAAGGAAUACGCAAUACCACGUUCACCAGAUGAUCCACUAUUCACUUCCUACAGCCAAAGCCAUCCUGCUGAACACAACUCCCUUCUCCAAAAAUACCUAACCGUCACACCUCACCUAAUCCCACGGGAUAAAGACAUCCUAGGAUCAUUCUUAUGGCACACCGACCUCCGCACUCCUAACAUCUUCGUCGACAACAGCGGCCACAUCACAAGCAUAACAGACUGGCAAAGCACAUGGGCUGGUCCAUUGUUCCUCGAAGGCCGCCAUCCGCAUUUCCUCGACUACACCGGGGACUUGCUACUCAAACCACCUAAGGAUUUCAAACAGCUGGAUAACGAUACCCAAAAGGACCUCAGAGAGAAGAUCUCCCGAUCAAUCCUACUAUACCUCUACGAAAAAUACACAGCGAAGAAAAACCCACUCCUGGACAAACUACUCCGAUACCCCAACGGCAAGAUAUUAACUCAUCCGAUCCACUUCGUGGGAAACACAUGGGACGGAGAUAUCUUACCUCUACGAGAAUCAUUAAUUAGAAUUCAGAACAACUGGACUACCCUCCACCACACAGACCCUACCACGAAGUGCCUCAUCACCUUCACCCCCAACGAAAUCCACAAACACCACAAAGACAGCGAAGGAUGGAACGAAGUGCAAGAUUUCUGGGACGCGUUGUCCGGAAUCCUCAGCAGAGAUGGCUGGACCUCGUAUGAGACCUACGAUCAGGCUGUUUCUAUUUAUUCUCAGAUUCAGGAUUUGCAUGAUAAGCAACAUUCUAAGACAGAAGAUGAUGUAUAA
Messenger RNA from Aspergillus welwitschiae, 1644 nucleotides. Its product is annotated as kinase-like domain-containing protein. The transcript is spliced from 5 exons. Bases 1 to 1644 code for a protein of 547 amino acids. The record is from RefSeq and is a predicted model, not a curated record. Gene Ontology annotation, cellular component: mitochondrion. Lineage: Eukaryota; Fungi; Ascomycota; Eurotiomycetes; Eurotiales; Aspergillaceae.